CAAUGGCGGUGGCGCCCGAAGUCGCGCCGCCUGCGCGAAAAAACGCGGUGCAACCUCUCCACCGGUCGACGCAGCAUCGCCACAGGCGAGCGCGGUGGAGCAAGGAGGACGCCGGGAUGGCGGGGAGCUUGGCAGCAUGGCUGAAGCCCCCAGCUCAGCAGCAGGAAGGGCAGCAUGGUUCGCCUCAAAUUAUGGAGACUGAAGGUGCGGUGGAGAUGGAUGUUGAGGUGGGAGAUGUUGGUGCGGACAGCAGUGAUAAUUAAUGAUGCCGGGAAGAUCAGCAGCCCGCAAGAAGAACAUGACCACACCAGCCGUGGCGACAGCAGCGAGAGCGAGACCGACAUGCUGUUAUGUUCGGGUGUUGGUGUUCCGCAGGAAGAUUGGUUUGGUGAGGAUGACCAGGCUAGCGCUGCAGAGCUUCUUCUUUAUUCCAGCGGCGAGGACAGUGUUCUCGACGCACUAGACGCAAGCCGCGACCGCNCGCUCUCGCGGCCCCGGCGAACUUGACGGAGAGAGCGGCGACAAGGCUGAUGAUGAUGUUCAGCCUCAGGACACCGGCGAAGCAGAAGCUGUGGGAGACACCGGCGAAACAGCAGCUGUGGAAGGAGCCGGGCACGCAGCCUCUACCGGUACAAGUGGUGAGACCGUCCGAAAAAGUUCGAGGACGAACCUUUUCGACGGGCUGUACGCUGACCCCGCCCGUACACGAGACGGGGCACGCGGCCGAUGCAGUGGGCCUGGGCGAGGAACACGGGUGGCGUCGGGGGAUGGAGCCAAGGGGAGGUUUGCGGGGUUGAACAAAAAACGAUUUAAGCACAUAAGGCGCGAGGAGAGGAAGAAGACACCGGAACAACGAGCGCGA
Messenger RNA from Ectocarpus sp. CCAP 1310/34, 862 nucleotides. The record is from the annotation of a GenBank genome assembly. NCBI's taxonomy places the organism in Eukaryota, Phaeophyceae, Ectocarpales, Ectocarpaceae.